Molecule: messenger RNA, 930 nt
Organism: Vicia villosa (hairy vetch)
Lineage: Eukaryota; Viridiplantae; Streptophyta; Magnoliopsida; Fabales; Fabaceae
Product: protein MIS12 homolog
Exons: 7
Coding region: 59-769 (236 amino acids)
Biological process (GO): kinetochore assembly; mitotic sister chromatid segregation; protein localization to kinetochore
Cellular component (GO): nucleus; chromosome, centromeric region
Source: RefSeq, a predicted model, not a curated record
AGUGAGAGAGAAGCAGCAUAAUUAUUUUGAAUUUGGGGAAUCCAAGAAUUUAGCGGAAAUGGAGGGAAGCGAGAGCGAGAGCGAGAGCUAUGCGAUUUUCAAAUCGCUGAAUUUGAAUCCUCAACUCUUCUUUAACGAAAUUUUCAACACCGCCGACGAUUUGUUAAUCGAAACUUUUGAUUUCAUCUUCCGGGAAGCAUCUACCAAGCUCAACGUGGAAGCUAGCCAAAAAUCUCAACAUCUCAAACAGGGUAUUGAUCACAUUCGACAAAAUGUUCAAUCAGUUGCGGAUCAAAAGCUUUCAGUUUGGGAAGAAUACUGCCUUUAUCAUUGUUUUUCUCUUCCCAAAGGGUUUCAAAUGCCAAAUACUGAUGAAUUGGGUGGGAAUGACAUCGAUCUUGUAGCUACUUCCCAUGAAGAACUAGAUGCUGAGUUAGAAUCAUUGAGGGAAAAAUUAGCCGAGGUGGGGAAAGAAUCGGAAAUGCUAAAUCAAGAAAUUGAGGCACUCCCCAAGCAUUCUUCUCUCAAUGCUCUACAUAUCAAUGAAGCAGUUCAAUUACUUGAGCAAAACUCUGAGUUGUUUCAGGAGGUUUUGACAACUGCCCGAGAACUUCGACUGAAGAUUGGAAAGCAAAACACCAACAUGAUUGAAGAGACCGAAGAAAUGAAAGCAAGAAGUUUCAACAACUAUACAAUGGAUACUUCUGCUAAAGGCCUCUCAAAUAUGAAAUUAGAAGAUCUUCAACGAUUUGUAACCCAGUUGGAGUGAACAUGUGCUUGUUUCACCGGUAAUUGUUUGUUCGUAGUUUUUCUCAAUUAGAAUUUGCCUCUCAUGUUGAAACUAAUGGAUUUCAAUUAUAUAUAGUCUUUCUCAAUGUACCAAAAUGAACUAUUUGACGGGUUAUAGGAAAAUACUCGUGCUUUAUUUUU